Molecule: messenger RNA, 684 nt
Organism: Rhizophagus irregularis DAOM 181602=DAOM 197198
Lineage: Eukaryota; Fungi; Glomeromycota; Glomeromycetes; Glomerales; Glomeraceae
Source: RefSeq, a predicted model, not a curated record
AUGGCCUUAAAUUAUAAUGAAAUUUUCGUAUUGAAGCAAUCAAUAAUUCGUGUUUAUGAGUUUCGGCCAUUCAUUAGUUUUUAUCAAAAUAUGAUCGUUGAAAUACCGGCUGCAAGUAUCAAUAACAUCGGUGAUCAUUUCAUUGUUAGUAUGAGCAAUAAUAGCGAAAACGAAAGAUUCACUAUCGAAUGUGAUGCCUGUAAUCUCAAUGCAAAUGGGCCAGAGUAUUGGAUAAAAUAUCACUCUUCAUGUUUAAUAAAGAACUUAGCAUCUGGUUUUUGUGCGGAUGGUAAAGAUCUUCAAGAUAAUUUUGUGACUCAAGUUGAUUGUUUAAAUGCUUCAAAAUGGGAUCUUUAUGGAAUAUCUCCUGAUAUGCCUAAAACUUCAUUACCGACGAUAAUAUCUUCUGGUUCACCUACGACGAUCUCAGAACUUGGACUUAUAGUCAUAAUUGCUGGAUCGAUUAUUGGUACAGCUUUUAUUUCUUUUAUAAUAGGUUAUUGUAUAAUCAAGUGCAAACUCUCAUCUAGAAAUGUACAAUCUUUACAAUCUCUUAAAAUUCCUCAUGCUAUAAAUAAUUAAAUUUUCAUAAAUAUAAUUAUUACUUUUUGUAUAUAUAAUUGGUAAAUUCAGCUAUCAGAAAAAUUGCUCAUUCAUGUUCCAAAUAAAAUUGCUUAUAGUAUU